UUUAGGACUAAUCCUAAAUUUUGUCAAGUAUUCAUUUUAGUCCUUCGUCAGUUACACUUCCCUUCUAUUAUGGAAAGUAAUGGAAUUUUCCAUGGGAAAGCUAGCAAGCAGCUUGGUCCCCAGCAUCGCUAGAGGACUUCCAAUUCUGCUAGUGGAUCAUGACACAACAUCUCUCAUGUGUCUAGCAUCCAUGCUAGAACAAUACUCAUACAAGGUUACAACAACUGAACGAGCAACCGUUGCAUUGUCCAUGAUUCGAAAACAAAACGACCGCUUCAAACUUGUCAUGGCCGAUAUCAACAUUCCAGACAUGAACAGCCUUCAAUUUCUGCGUCUACUUAAUACAAAUAACAUGCCAGUCAUAUUAAUAUCUUCGGAAAGAAGCAUGAGUGUUGCAUAUAAAGCCUUAGUGGAUGGAGCAUGCCUUCUUAUGCAAAAACCAAUUUGCUUUGAUGAUCUCAAGUACGUGUGGCAACUUGCGUACCAGAAGGAGAAAUGUGACUGGAGAAAUGAAACUAUGAAGCAAGUAUGUCCGAAAAGAGUAAGUACUGGAAAGGAAUGUAAAGGCAUCAACAUCAAGGUAGCUGCAAGUACUGAUAACAUUAAAAAGAAGUCUAGACCCGAUCAAGUUACCAACUAUCAACUAUCAGUUAAGAACCGUUUUCAAGGGGACGAUGAGUUGGCUGAAGUGAGUAGUAUUAUUAUGGUGGACAAUCAUGUUCCCAUGGUGAAUAACAACGCUAAGAUUAAUACGGUAGAGGUGUUAGUGGUGGAAGGACGAAGAAAUGAAGAAUUGAAUAUGAAUGAACAUGAUAAAGAAGGAAGACAAGAAAAGAGAAUGAAAUCAAACUCUGAAUUACAUGCUGAAACUAAUAAAAAUAAGGAGAUGGCCGGAGAGGGGGCAGAGGAGGAGGAGAACAACCAAAAUCUAAAUAGUGCUGGUGGUGGUACAGCUACUGGAAAGAAGCCGCGGUUUGUUUGGACUGAGGAACUCCAUCUUAAGUUUACAGCAGCCAUUGAUGCAAUUGGGGAUAAGUAUGUUGGUCCAAAAGCAAUAUUGAAGAUGAUGAAUGAGCCUAAUUUGACUCAAAGACAGGUUGCCAGCCAUCUGCAGAAAUACAAAGCUCGAAUGCAGAGGAUUUGCCCCAACGGGACAAAUAAUUCACCACAAGAAGUUAGCAAUUUUUCUGCCUUAGCUGGAUCAUUCCAUUUGCUGGACAAUAGCAUGUCUGUCCCGUCUCAGCUGGGACACAACAGCCGUAACUUCUCAACUGGAGGUAAUGCAAUUGAUCUCUGUAUAUAUUGUUCUGGAUUGUGUAUCAAUACUACUGUCCAUACCAGCUUUAGAACAAUCAACCACAAUUCAAUAUCUUUGCAUUUUUCCUAACUAAAACCAUAAGUGCAACCUGUACAAAAGGGAAUGAAUGUGACUGAGUUGUUCCUUUUUCUGCAGGAAAUAAUGUGUAUCCUAAUCUGCCUCAGGAAGUGCUUCCAGAUUCAAUUGCUGCUACCGGUUUGUUUUAUCAGAAUCAACAGUUUCCAGAUCUGCAUGAAGAUAUGAAAGUAAAUCAAGGUUUUACCU
This is a messenger RNA of Rubroshorea leprosula, 1582 nucleotides long. NCBI's taxonomy places the organism in Eukaryota, Viridiplantae, Streptophyta, Magnoliopsida, Malvales, Dipterocarpaceae. The record is from the annotation of a GenBank genome assembly.